Talaromyces atroroseus is the source of this 1344-nucleotide messenger RNA. RefSeq lists its product as hypothetical. The transcript has 4 exons. The coding region runs from base 1 to 1344 and encodes 447 amino acids. Lineage: Eukaryota; Fungi; Ascomycota; Eurotiomycetes; Eurotiales; Trichocomaceae. The record is from RefSeq and is a predicted model, not a curated record.
AUGCGGUUCUUCUCUCGAAAACACCAACAACCGCAAGAGCCGGAGCACGACAAUGACGAGCAACCCCCGACGGACUCCUCGGAGUCGAAGGGCGACCUAAGCAAGAUUGUCGCUGAGAAUGACGUCGCCGCUUCUGCCAACCAGGCCGCGGGCACCGCCUGGCUGGCCGGACAUUUGAACCAUUUGACGCCAGAGCAGGAAAAAAAGUUGGUCGAGUUCAAGGCAUUGGUUGAGGAGAAAGGGUAUUAUAAGCCUGGGAAGGAGGAUGGGGAACCUGCCUCUCACAGUGAUGCUACGCUCUUGCGAUUUUUGCGUGCACGCAAGUUCGAUGUUCAAGGCGCUUACAAACAAUUCACGGAAACGGAGGACUGGCGUAAGGAGAAUAAAAUCGAUGAUCUGUAUGAAAAUAUCCGAUUGGAACCGUACGAGCGGACGCGGCAGAUGUAUCCUCAAUGGACAGGUCGCCGAGACCGUCGCGGUAUCCCCGUCUAUCUCUUUGAAGUGCGCCACCUGACGAACAAAAACGUGUCCAACUUCUCGCACGAAGUGAGCGAAAAGGGUGCGUCUGAAACGCACAAGGACUCGGCCAUUCCGGCGCGUCUUCUCUGUCUCUUCUCACUCUACGAGAACCUGCUUCAAUUCGUGCAUCCGUUAUGCUCUUCGCUGCCACGACCCAAUCCCGAAACCCCAAUUGUCUCUUCGAAUAACAUCGUCGAUAUCAGCGGCGUGAGCUUGAUGCAGUUUUGGAACUUGAGAAGUCACAUGCAAGACGCAAGCGUUUUGUCUACAGCUCACUAUCCCGAGACGUUGGAUCGGAUUUUCAUUAUCGGAGCUCCUUCAUUCUUCCCCACAGUCUGGAACUGGAUUAAACGCUGGUUUGACCCCGUUACCGUGUCCAAGAUUUUCAUCCUGUCCUCUUCCGAGGUCAAAUCCACCUUGGAAACAUUCAUGGAACCUUCAUCCAUCCCAUCGCAGUACGGAGGGACUCUCGAUUUCCAAUGGGGCGACCUGCCCAAUCUAGACGAUGCAGCGCUCGAACUGGCAGGCGGCAUCAUAUCCCCGCCAACAAGCGCUGGUGGGAAGCCGCAGUACCUCAAGGGUCCGAUGAGAUUCCUCGGUGAUCGAAUUGAGGUUUUGGGUACGGAUCAGGGCAAACCCAGACGCGCAAAUAUCCCCGUUUCUGUGCAAAAGAAAGGAAGUGAGGAACCGGCAGAAGUAGCAGAAGAUAAAGAGCAAUCAACAACAACCCUGCCCGUCGCGACAACGCAAGAUCCAAGCGAAAAACUGGAGCAAUUAGAAACUGACGCUGCUACUGCUGCUACUACUACUACCGCAACUGCAUAA